This is a messenger RNA of Dibothriocephalus latus, 321 nucleotides long. The record is from the annotation of a GenBank genome assembly. NCBI's taxonomy places the organism in Eukaryota, Metazoa, Platyhelminthes, Cestoda, Diphyllobothriidea, Diphyllobothriidae.
CGACAGCCCGAGACGAGCAUGUCAGCCUCCCAAGCUUCGAGGGCCGUGGUGCCCCUCAUGACCAGCGAACCUCAUACCCUAAAACUAGAAGAUGCCCUGAGCAGCGAGCUGAGCGGCAAUUUCAAGAGCCUAGCCAAGAAGCUGACUAAAACGCCCUGGGAAGUCAUGGCGAAAGCCCUCUACGAGGCAAUGCAGGGAGCCGGCACAAAGGAGCGCGUUCUCAUUGAAGUUCUCGCCACCUGCUCAAAUGAUGACAUUGUUGAACUGAAAAAGGCCUACGAGAAAGUCCUGGAGGACGAGGGCAAAUCCAAAGGUAAUUAA